GAGAGCGAGGGAGCGCAGGAGGGAAAGAAAGAAAGUGAACAAGCUCGAGGAAGAACAAGCAGGGUAGUAAGGACUAUGUUUUCACGGGUGAGCGGUGUAGAGAGACCUGUUCUGACUCGGCCCAACUGAGAAAGAGAAGACAGAGGCGGGCAGAAAGAGAAGAGUCCCCACGUAGCUGCAGGCAGUUCAGUACCUCCUCUCCAGUCUUUCCUCGUCUCCUCCUUGCGCUGCAGCGCGCCAGCCAAGAAGCAAGGGACCAUGCUGCACGGGUGGACUCUCUCCCCGCUUGGGGCACUGCUGCUGGGGCUAAUGGGGACCCUGGCCUCGGGGUCAGAGUUUCAGCACCAUCGAUAUGAGGAGUUAGUGAGAGCCCUGUUUGCAGUGCAGAGCGAGUGCCCCUACAUCACCCGCAUCUACAGCGUCGGGCGCAGUGUGGAGGGGCGCCACCUCUAUGUGCUAGAGUUCAGCGAUAACCCGGGCAUCCAUGAAGCAUUGGAGCCAGAGUUCAAAUAUGUGGGCAACAUGCACGGCAACGAAGUGGUUGGUCGUGAGCUGCUCAUUAAGUUAUCUCAGUUCCUGUGUGAGGAGUACCGGGCCGGAAACCAGCGGAUAAUGCGGCUGAUCCAUGACACACGCAUCCACAUUAUGCCGUCCAUGAACCCCGAUGGCUACGAGGUGGCUGCCAGACAGGGUCCAGAGUUCAACGGCUACCUUGUUGGUCGAGGGAACGCCAAGGAAGUGGAUCUGAACCGUAAUUUCCCGGACCUGAAUGCGCUGAUGUAUCACUAUGAGAAGAACGAUAGGCGAAACCACCACCUGCCGCUCCCCGAUAACUGGGAACAACAGGUUGAGCCAGAGACGUUGGCAGUCAUCAAAUGGAUGCAAAACUACAACUUUAUUCUCUCAGCUAACCUCCAUGGAGGGGCUGUGGUGGCCAACUACCCUUUCGACAGGUCUAGAGACCCCCGAAUCAGAGGGAGGACCACCUACGCAGCCACUGCAGAUGACAAGCUAUUUAAAAAGUUGGCGAGGAGCUACUCAUAUGCCCACAGCUGGAUGCACCAGGGUUGGAACUGCGGGGACUUCUUUGAUGAGGGAAUCACCAAUGGGGCCAGCUGGUACUCUCUGUCCAAAGGCAUGCAGGAUUUCAACUACCUAUAUACUAACUGUUUUGAGAUCACUCUGGAGCUGAGCUGUGACAAGUUCCCCCCUGUGUCGUCACUGCCCAGAGAGUGGAUGGGCAACCGGGAAGCACUGGUCUCAUAUAUGGAACAGGUGCACCAUGGGAUAAAGGGAAUGGUGUAUGAUGAAAACAACAACCCCAUCGCCAGUGCUGAGAUCUCAGUGGCUGGCAUCAAUCAUGAUGUGACCAGCGGUGUAGAGGGAGACUACUUCAGACUCCUGCUGCCCGGCACCUACACAGUGACAGCAUCUGCCCCCGGCUACCUCCCGUCAACCAGCACAGUCACAGUGGGACCAGCCGAGGCAAUACAGCUGCACUUCUACUUGAAAGCGGCACCAAAACAACAAAACCUGAACGUGAAGGCUCACCACGGCAAGAAAAACCUCUCAUCUUCCAAGGUCCCCUUAAAGCUUGGCCCUAGAUGAGACACUCAUUUAGAUGACCACAAGUACACACACGGAGGAGACACGUGUACACAAACACACACAGAGAGCACACAUGCACACACACACACACACACACAUAUGCAC
This is a messenger RNA of Lampris incognitus (smalleye Pacific opah), 1713 nucleotides long. It is a transcript of the gene cpn1, whose product is annotated as carboxypeptidase N, polypeptide 1. The coding region runs from base 259 to 1608 and encodes 449 amino acids. Gene Ontology annotation, biological process: proteolysis. The transcript has 9 exons. Gene Ontology annotation, molecular function: zinc ion binding; metallocarboxypeptidase activity. The record is from RefSeq and is a predicted model, not a curated record. NCBI's taxonomy places the organism in Eukaryota, Metazoa, Chordata, Actinopteri, Lampriformes, Lampridae.